Cynara cardunculus var. scolymus (artichoke) is the source of this 3973-nucleotide messenger RNA. RefSeq names its product calcium-transporting ATPase 10, plasma membrane-type-like. Gene Ontology annotation, molecular function: P-type calcium transporter activity; calmodulin binding; ATP binding. The record is from RefSeq and is a predicted model, not a curated record. The transcript has 33 exons. Bases 356 to 3706 code for a protein of 1116 amino acids. Gene Ontology annotation, biological process: calcium ion transmembrane transport. Lineage: Eukaryota; Viridiplantae; Streptophyta; Magnoliopsida; Asterales; Asteraceae. Gene Ontology annotation, cellular component: intracellular membrane-bounded organelle; membrane.
AAUCCAUCCAUCUCUACCACUGUAAUAUUUUACUUUAAUAUAUGUUACUAGUUUGAUGCUUUCGAUAUUGGGUGCUUCUUGGGAAAGGUGUCUUAUGUUUUGGUCGGUGGGGUUAUCAUUUAAUAGUCGCGUAGUGCGAAACCCUAGUACUACUCCUGAUUGAAUCAAGGAAAUCGGGCUAUGUUUUCUAUUGGUUCUUGAGAUAAGUUGAUAAACCCACCAGUUAGUUUAAUGAUAAGCAGAUGUUAUUCUUUUCAGUUUGUGUUGGUGUUAUUUUCACAGAAUAUUGUGUCUGAUCGAGAAUUUGAGACGGUGUCAUCUCUCCUGCGACAGUAACUGGUUUUAAUUUACAGCGAUGAGUAGUGGUAGUUCACCGUACCGGAAACACAAGAAUGAUGUGGAGUCUGGCGGUGGGGGAAGCGGAGGUUUCGAGGAUUAUGAGUCGCCUUCCGACCCUUUUGACAUUGUUAGCACCAAGAGUGCUUCAGUAGACCGCCUUAAAAGAUGGAGGCAAGCGGCGCUUGUGCUGAAUGCUUCCCGUCGAUUUCGAUACACCUUAGAUUUGAAAAAGGAGGAAGAGAAGAAGCAAAUUAUUGCGAAGAUCAGAACCCAUGCACAAGUUAUACGAGCAGCCUACCUUUUUCAAGCUGCUGGAGCACAAUCAAAUGGAGUCCAGAGAGCACCUCCAUCUCCUAUUCCUACCGGUGAUUUUAGUAUUAGUCCGGAUCAACUUGCUUCAAUGACGAGAGAUCAUGAUUUCUCUGCUUUGCAAAAUUAUGGAGGGGUCAAAGGACUGUCAGAAAAGUUAAAGACGAAUCCCGAGAAGGGAAUUCAUGAUGACGACUCCCAGAUACUGGAGAGGAAAAAUGUGUUUGGGUCAAACACUUACCCCCGGAAAAAAGGAAGAAGCUUCUGGAGGUUUGUACUUGAUGCUUGCCGAGAUACCACCUUAAUCAUCUUGAUGGUAGCUGCAGCUGCUUCUUUGGCAUUGGGUAUCAAGACAGAGGGGAUCGAAGAAGGAUGGUAUGAUGGUGGGAGCAUAUUUUUGGCUGUUAUCAUUGUUAUAGUUGUUACAGCCGUAAGUGAUUAUAAACAAUCACUUCAAUUUCAGAACCUAAAUGAGGAGAAGCAGAAUAUACACUUGGAGGUGGUAAGAGGUGGGAGAAGGAUUGAGAUUUCAAUAUUCGAUAUCAUUGUGGGUGAUGUAAUACCCCUAAAGAUUGGUGAUCAGGUCAGAAAAACAUGUAGUUUCCUUUAUCAUGCCAUAUGUCCUUUUCUUCCACUACGUUCACAAUCAGUUAUGAACCAGGUUCCUGCCGAUGGCAUUUUAGUUUCUGGUCACUCCUUGGCUGUUGAUGAAUCAAGUAUGACCGGCGAGAGUAAAAUUGUUCAUAAGGAUCAUAAAGCACCAUUUUUAAUGUCUGGGUGCAAGAUUGCGGAUGGCUAUGGUACUAUGCUGGUCACCAGCGUUGGAAUAAAUACAGAAUGGGGAUUACUUAUGGCUAGCAUCUCAGAAGAUAAUGGUGAGGAAACACCAUUACAGGUGCGCUUGAAUGGAGUCGCCACGUUUAUUGGUAUAGUUGGGCUUGUGGUAGCUAUAGCUGUUCUUAUUAUCCUUCUUGCCAGGUAUUUUUCUGGGCAUUCGAAGGAUGAUAAAGACAAAGUAGAGUUUAUUGCCGGAAAAACCAGUGUUGGUGAUGCCGUAGAUGGUGCAAUAAAAAUUUUCACUAUUGCAGUCACUAUUGUGGUUGUUGCGGUGCCAGAAGGGCUUCCCUUAGCUGUCACAUUAACGCUUGCAUACUCGAUGCGAAAGAUGAUGGCGGACAAGGCCUUGGUUAGAAGGCUUUCUGCCUGUGAGACAAUGGGUUCUGCUACUACAAUUUGCAGUGAUAAAACUGGAACGUUGACAUUAAAUUUGAUGACCGUGGUUGAAGCUUAUAUUUGCGGGAAGAAAAUUGACACACAAAAUAAUAAGUCAGAAUUACCAUCCAAAGUUGUCUCUCUUCUCAUUGAAGGAAUAGCUCAAAAUACAACUGGCAGCGUAUUUACCCCCGAGGGUGGUGGAAAUAUUGAGGUUUCUGGAUCGCCAACAGAGAAAGCUAUUCUUCAGUGGGGGGUUAAUCUUGGAAUGGAUUUUGAUGUUGUCAGGGCAGAGUCUUCAGUAGUUCAUGCAUUCCCAUUCAAUUCAGAGAAAAAGCGAGGUGGUGUCGCUGUGAAACCUAAUUCUGAAGUUCAUAUACACUGGAAAGGAGCCGCAGAAAUUUUGUUAGAUGCAUGUACAAGCUAUCUGGAUGACAAUGAGAGCUUGGUGGCUUUGGAUGGAGAUAAGGUGCGAUAUUAUAAAAAAGCGAUUGAAUCUAUGGCUGCUGGAAGUUUGCGUUGUGUUGCUAUUGCCUACCGAGCAUGCAAAGGGGAAACUGUUCCAAAUGAUGAAGAGGAACUAGGCAUUUGGCAAAUGCCUGAGGAUGAUCUUGUUUUGCUAGCAAUAGUUGGUUUGAAGGAUCCUUGUCGGUCAAAUGUCAGAGAUGCAGUUCAACUGUGCAUUAAGGCUGGUGUGAAGGUAAGAAUGGUGACGGGUGACAAUCUUCAAACAGCAAGAGCAAUAGCACUAGAAUGUGGAAUACUAGAGUCAAAUGCAGACGCUAAAGAACCAAACCUAAUUGAAGGGAAAGCAUUCCGGGCAUUGUCAGAAGAACAAAGGCUAGAAGUUGCCGAGAAGAUAUCGGUGAUGGGGCGGUCUUCUCCUAAUGAUAAACUAUUACUUGUACAAGCACUGAGGAAGAAAGGGCAUGUUGUUGCUGUUACUGGAGAUGGAACUAAUGAUGCCCCUGCAUUACAUGAGGCUGAUAUUGGUCUUGCAAUGGGUAUCCAAGGAACUGAAGUUGCAAAAGAGAGCAGUGAUAUUAUUAUAUUAGAUGACAACUUUGCUUCAGUUGUCAAGGUUGUUCGAUGGGGAAGAUCUGUUUAUGCCAAUAUCCAGAAAUUCAUUCAGUUUCAGCUAACUGUAAAUGUUGCUGCCCUUGUAAUUAACGUUGUCGCAGCGAUUUCUUCAGGCGAUGUCCCACUAAAUGCAGUGCAGCUCCUUUGGGUUAAUCUUAUCAUGGACACUCUCGGCGCACUUGCUUUGGCCACUGAACCUCCAACAGAUCACCUCAUGGACCGAACUCCAGUUGGUCGAAGGGAACCUCUAAUAACAAACAUUAUGUGGAGGAACUUGUUAAUACAGGCUCUAUACCAAGUGAUGGUUCUCAAUGUACUCAAUUUUGAAGGCAUAAAGAUACUGAAUUUAGAGCAUGAGAGCAACGAGCAUGCUAAGAAAACGAAGAACACACUUAUUUUCAAUGCUUUUGUCUUUUCUCAGAUAUUCAAUGAGUUUAAUGCUCGGAAGCCUGACGAGAUGAAUGUUUUCAAAGGAGUUACCAAAAACCGCUUAUUUAUGGGAAUUAUUGGUUUUACUAUUCUACUUCAAGUCAUCAUAAUCAUGUUCUUGGGAAAGUUCACGACCACCGUUAGGCUGAGUUGGCAGUUGUGGCUUGUCUCUGUCGGAAUUGGCAUAAUCAGUUGGCCUCUUGCAGUUGUUGGGAAAUUGAUACCUGUUUCCAGGAGGCCCUUCAGUGAAUACUUUUCUAGUAUUAUCUCGUCAUGCAUACCAUCUCAUAGGAGAAAUAUGGGAGGUUCAUUGAGAGGAAAUGAGGAGGUUUUGUAAGGGUGUGGUUGGUUUUGCAGACAGCAAGAUGUACAUGGAGACAGUCGUGGUUUUAUACUAACGAUACAACCGUCAAUAGGCUCUUGAGCUGCUGAAUCAUGUAAAAGCAAGUUGGUAUAUGAUUUGACUGACUGACUGCCUUAUAAACCCCAAUCUUAUGUUUGUAAAUUGGAUUUUGUACAUAUUCGGAAUUUUUUUAGUGUUCUGUGUUUGUUUUUCUGAUUGUAUUAUAAAUCUUGUGCUGCUGCCGAUGCUCCAUUUGGCUUU